GGAGUUCCCAGCAUUGACAGCAACAUCGACGUUGAAGUUCAACUUUGACGAAUGUGGAGUCUUUACAUUCCUGUAUUUGUAGUGUCGACCAUCUUGGUCGUCCCAGGCGACAGACAAUGUGAGUGGGGGAAAUACGGCGAGAACUGCAACUUGACCUGUCCUGUGAACUGUGCACUAGUUCCACCAAGUAAUCUUCAGCACUGUCACAGAGACACGGGGAAGUGUUCCGGGGGAUGCCGGCGUGGUUGGCAUGGUGAUCUGUGUUACCAAUCCUGCAGCCCCACCUGUCUCAACAAGACCUGUAACCUGCAAACUGGGCACUGCACACUUGGCUGCAAUGGAACCAACAUGGGCGUGUUUUGUAAUAGCACACGAAAGUGUGGUCGUGGCUUGUAUGGAGAUACGUGUGAACAUCCCUGCAGCAGCAACUGUGUGGAGGAAAGAUGCAACCAAACAACUGGAGUCUGUAUACUUGGCUGUAAUGGGACUUAUACUGGAGAGUUCUGUAACACUGCGAAUGAAACGUCUACAACUCCCGCUGCUGUGAACAACAAGGAAGGAGGGGUGUUCGUGAUUACCAUACCGGCUCCUGUGUUCCUGGUAGCAGCUGUAGCAGUCUCACUUGCACUUGUAGCCGCAUCUGUUCCCCAUAUCAUGCUCAUCUUCUCUUUGCAGAUGGCGGAGACACGUGAAGAGGUAAUAUGCAACUCAUUAUCCUUAAUGGCAGCAUGUAGUAUAGGUUUUGAUGUAGUCAGACAUUUUAUAGUUCUGGGGCAUCUUCCGCAAUUAUGUUCAACAACUUUCCCUGAAGCAGUUGUGAGGAGGGAUCAUUUAAUUAAUUUACAAGAUUUAAUGUCAAACAAGGGAAAUAAAUCUGUAGUGGAACGAUGUAAAAUGUCUUUUUUCUCUGUUCAGCUCAUCUGAAUAAACGGCUCUGUUUAUGCGGCGUGUGUAUGUAAUGACGUGGUCAUGAGUGUGCUCGUGUAUGAUGGAUUAUGCGAUGCAUAUGCAUGUACCGACGUUGACGUUCACGUAAACUAAUGUCAUUCUUACUGUUGAGGCAACAUGCUAUACUCUUGCGGUUCCAACGAUAAUGGUAGGUAUCAAUACAUUACAUGAAAUAUAGCCAACUAUCAGUUACCCCAUACUUGGGCUGCCAGUCCAGAUUUGAAGAGGUCAUUAUGCGACGAUGUCGUAUUGGCCACACACGAUAUACCCAUGAAUAUAUGUGUAAACGUUUUGUAUCCCUUGUGAUGAAAGAAUCACGGUCACGCAUGUCCUGCUUGACUGUACUGUUUUUUCCAUAGGGAUAAGUAUUUAAAUGUAAAAACUGUUACAAAUUUUAAAAUAAUUAGAAUUAUUAGAUA
Molecule: messenger RNA, 1367 nt
Organism: Haliotis rubra (blacklip abalone)
Lineage: Eukaryota; Metazoa; Mollusca; Gastropoda; Lepetellida; Haliotidae
Product: platelet endothelial aggregation receptor 1-like
Exons: 5
Coding region: 52-924 (290 amino acids)
Source: RefSeq, a predicted model, not a curated record